Acyrthosiphon pisum (pea aphid) is the source of this 1200-nucleotide messenger RNA. RefSeq lists its product as uncharacterized. Gene Ontology annotation, cellular component: membrane. The transcript is spliced from 5 exons. Lineage: Eukaryota; Metazoa; Arthropoda; Insecta; Hemiptera; Aphididae. The record is from RefSeq and is a predicted model, not a curated record. Gene Ontology annotation, molecular function: odorant binding; olfactory receptor activity. Gene Ontology annotation, biological process: sensory perception of smell. Bases 94 to 1200 code for a protein of 368 amino acids.
ACGGUCCAACAUUUCCAGUAGGUACAAUAAUUGAAUAUACUAUAAUAUAUACUUUCAUUAUAUUUUACAGAUUAUUUGACAACACCACAUUAGAUGAAUACGUUUAAGGAUCAAGACGUAGCUAUUAACUUGAAACUAUUGAAGCAAUGUCAUUUCUACCAGAUAUUCGAUUCUAGUAAUAGAAAGGUUUUCGGAUGGAACGUUCACCAGAUAAGUUUUGUUAUGUUCGCCGUGGUCGUCCAGUGUUUUGUCUGUUAUGGAAAUGCAGGAUCAGUUUUCGAGAAGGACGACGUCGUUACCAACAUCGAUUAUUUUCUCAUCUUCUACACUAAUAUACAUACGUAUCUGUCCUUGUGGAAGUUAAUCGUAUACCUGUACAACGCAAAAAAAAUUUUGAAAGUGUUUAACGUUACGCGAAUCAAUUUUUUGACGAGUGAAACGUGUUGUAAUUAUAGUGAAAUUCUGCACAAAUAUCGUGAUAAAACAAUACGAUUUACAAAUUGGUACAUCAUUUUCUCCAUUGUGGUUAUAAUACAAUGGUUGAUUUUUCCACUCGUGUUAAACAUGUUCAUGAUUUCGGGAAAUUCAAAUGUUCGUUACAAGAAUAUUAUGAACUUACGUUAUGACGUAUCUACACACACUUAUAAUCAGUAUAUUAUUAUAUUUGUCUUAAUGGAAACAACGACACUAUCGUUUGCAAUGUACUUUAUGGUCAUGACAGAUUUGAUAUUAAUUUCAUUUUGUUCAGCUAUAAUUACUCAACAAGAAGUACUUAUUCAUGCGUUCAAAAACAUCGGGCACGAAGACAAAUCUCAAAUAAAAUAUUAUGAACAAUUAAAAUCAAUUUUACGUGAUCAACAGCACCUUAAUUUGAAAACUCAAUCGUUUUAUUCAGCUAUGAAACCCAUUGUUUUGCUGGCAGUUGCUAUUAAUUCAACCUUUAUCAUAAUUUUGACUUACCUGUUCAUUUUGAGAGAACGCGUUAACUUGAGUCUAUACUCUUGUGAUUGGACGAAAAUGAAUUUAAAAUUUAAGAAGCUGUUGUUAUUGUCAAUGCAGAUGAAUAAUGCUAAUCAAAUGCUGAUAAGAGCUUCACCAAAAAAAAUCAUCAACUUACAAUUAUUUGCAAGCAUAAUUUCGAUGUCUUACAACGUCGUAUCCGUUAUGUUGAAAACCACUACACCCAAAAGUUCAAGAUGA